AUGAAAGUGGGUUGUACAUUAUCAGAGUGUGUGGCCAACAGAAACAGAGGAGCUCUUGAGAGAAAGAGAGUCAAAGGGGGAAAAUUGGGCUCCAAAACACUUCUGGUGUCUUACAGCGAAGAAGAGGGUUGGGACUGUUCACCAAUUCAAAAGGAAAAGGAAUCAUCCAAGUUGUUUCCAUUCAAAGGAAUAUAUUUGGAACAUUAA
Messenger RNA from Sphenostylis stenocarpa, 207 nucleotides. The record is from the annotation of a GenBank genome assembly. NCBI's taxonomy places the organism in Eukaryota, Viridiplantae, Streptophyta, Magnoliopsida, Fabales, Fabaceae.